This is a messenger RNA of Pochonia chlamydosporia 170, 243 nucleotides long. RefSeq lists its product as hypothetical. Lineage: Eukaryota; Fungi; Ascomycota; Sordariomycetes; Hypocreales; Clavicipitaceae. The transcript has 2 exons. Bases 1 to 243 code for a protein of 80 amino acids. The record is from RefSeq and is a predicted model, not a curated record.
AUGCAUUUCAACCUUGCUAUUCUCGCAAACGUUCUCGCGGCCACGUCCGCCCUUGCGAUUAGAGUCCGUCUCUACGACGGCCCCAAUGGUAGCGGAGCCAACAAGGAAUAUAACUUCCCGGCGGGAUCAUGUGUUGAUCUUGGUAAUCUCCAGCCUCCUCCCGGCAAGCCCGCCAAUUAUUGGAAUGACAGAGUUUCGUCUUUCUGGAAGGAAAGCGGCCAUGCUUGCACGUUCUAUCUGUAG